ACAGUCCAUGGGAUCGCAAGAGUCGGACACGACUUGGCGACUAAACCACCAUAAACUGUUUAUAUACUUUGUUUAAAAACAGUAUAUAAACAAAAAUUCCUCUUCCUUUAAUGGCAGAAUUGGAAUGUCACCAUUUUUCAGUCCUUAUUGGGCUGAAAAUUCUAGACAAGGACUAUCAUCAGCUCCUAAUGUCAUGGAAACAGGGGCAACUGGUUUUAAAAUAUCUCCCGCUAGAAGGCACCCUCACUCCAAGAUCAUUGGCCGAAAAGCGGAACCUGAAUCGGAUCAGACUUGUCUAGAUUCAGACACCGGGUACCGGAAGUACCAAGGACAGAAUCGCAUCCUCAAAAUUCAGAGGGAAAGUUCGUAAGACACACGACCCUGUUUCUCCAACAAGUUAAGUUCAAGAAAAGAGAAGAAAAAGAGGGAGAGAGACAUUAAGAGAUUAAAGGGGAAAACCGCAAUAACAAGACACUUACAGAUUUAUCAACCAGUGGCAAUGCCUGCACCUUAUUUGGAUCCUGAUUGGAAAAAUUAAAAAAAAAAUAGUGAUCACCAGGGGAAUUUGGACGCGGUUGAAUAUUCGACCAAGUUCAGCAAUGUCACCUUCUUCAUCUUUGGGCCCCUCAUGACAUUUCUGAUGCGCCCAUACAUCCAGCAACGCUCCUGCUACAUUUAUGUGAUGUUCGUUCUCUUCACAGUCACAGGACUGUUCUCCAUGUACUUUCACAUGACGCUCAGCUUCCUGGGCCAGAUGCUGGAUGAGAUCGCUAUCCUGUGGCUGCUGGCCAGCGGCUACAGCAUAUGGUUGCCCCGCUGCUAUUUCCCCGCCUUCCUAGGGCAGAACAGGUCUCGGUACAGCUCACUGAUCGUCAUAAUCAGCCUGGUCAGUACCUUCCUGUCCUUCCUGAGGCCCACGAUCAACGCAUAUGCCCUAAACGCCAUUGGCUUGCACAUUAUCUACAUCAUGGUCCGGGAGUAUAAGAAGACCAAAAAUAAGGAGCUCCGGCAUCUGAUUGAGGUCUCCACGGUUAUAUGGGCUCUCGCCUUUACUAGCUGGAUCAGUGACCGCCUGCUUUGCAGCUUCUGGCAAUGGAUUAAUUUCUCCUACCUGCACAGCAUCUGGCACGUACUCAUCAGCCUCACCUUCCCCUACGGCAUAGUCAUCCUGGCUCUGGUGGAUUCCGCGUACGAGAUGCCGAACAAAACCCUCAAAGUCCGCUACUGGCCUCGGGACACUUGGCCCAUGGGGCUGCCCUACGUGGAGAUGGGUGAUGACCACAAGAGCUGCUGAGGUCCAAUAGGGCUUCUUGAUCACCCGACACCUACGCACCCACCCAGGACCGCGGGCUGAAUUGGGAGACCGAGAGACACUCACAGUUCUGCCCUCCGGCUCCCUCUCCCCUUCAUCCUGGUCCUCCGUGCCCCCAUUCCGAGGCAGGGGAUGGACUUAAUGACCUCUCUGUGCUGCAGUCUGAUAACCCUGGAGCUCCCCUCCAUGACCCGCCCCCAUCCUCUUUCACUUCCUCUUCCAGGUUUACUGUUUCACACGACCUGGUGGGGCUGGAUCACUGAGCCGCUGUGCUUCUGUGGCAGCCACUGGGAAUGACCUCAGGCUGGAGCUUGGUCCCUGGGCAUCAUAUAAACAGUGGUGGUCACUGUGAGACUUUUCA
This is a messenger RNA of Bubalus bubalis (water buffalo), 1673 nucleotides long. RefSeq names its product alkaline ceramidase 1 (gene ACER1). The record is from RefSeq and is a predicted model, not a curated record. Gene Ontology annotation, biological process: ceramide metabolic process. The transcript is spliced from 6 exons. Lineage: Eukaryota; Metazoa; Chordata; Mammalia; Artiodactyla; Bovidae. Gene Ontology annotation, molecular function: hydrolase activity, acting on carbon-nitrogen (but not peptide) bonds, in linear amides. Gene Ontology annotation, cellular component: membrane. Bases 629 to 1294 code for a protein of 221 amino acids.